Molecule: messenger RNA, 1168 nt
Organism: Carassius gibelio (silver crucian carp)
Lineage: Eukaryota; Metazoa; Chordata; Actinopteri; Cypriniformes; Cyprinidae
Product: LIM zinc-binding domain-containing Nebulette-like
Exons: 7
Coding region: 208-1092 (294 amino acids)
Cellular component (GO): focal adhesion
Molecular function (GO): actin filament binding
Source: RefSeq, a predicted model, not a curated record
UCACGCAUCUUUGCUCCAGUUCUCUCACUGUGAGAGCAGCAGCACGCUGAUAAACACUCGCGAGCCACGCACUUUAAAGCUCUGCGACAUCAAGUCACCGCACGCUGUAGCAAGUCUGACAUAUCUGAGAUAUUUUACUUGUUAGUGGAUUAUCGGAGUGAUAGGAGAAGUUAUGCUAUUUCCCCGGUCCAUCGAAACAGCUUAAAAAUGAAUCCUCAUUGCGCGCGCUGUGGGAAAAUUGUCUACGCAACAGAGAAAGUGAACUGCCUGGACAAGUAUUGGCACAAAGGAUGCUUCCAUUGUGAGGUGUGUAAAAUGACUCUCAACAUGAACAACUAUAAGGGAUAUGAGAAGAAGCCCUACUGCAACGCACACUAUCCAAAACAGACCUUUACAAUUGUGACAGACACCCCUGAGAACCUACGACUGAGACAGCAAAGCGAGCUCCAAAGUCAGGUCAAGUACAGGAAGGAUUUUGAACAGAGUAAGGGCCGGGGCCUCAAAUUUGUCUUGGAUACUCCAGAGCUUCAGAGACUGAGGAAGGCCCAGGAUCAGAUCAGUAAUGUAUGCCGGGAAAUGCAGAAAAACUCAUGUAGCCAAAUGGAAAAAAGCAAAUAUGCAAAGUAUCCUAAGGAUUUUGUGGGGUCUGGUUUGCAUGGGGUCUCUCAGGGAACGCGCGGGACGUACCUGGUACAGUCUCAGAUGACACCUAACCAUGAGACGGUGGGGAAAAGCACACACAAGGGGGGUCAUCAGUACAUCAUGGAGAUGAAUCGAAGACCUGGCGUCAUUGUGGCACCUGUUCUUCCUGGUGCAUACUAUCCCAAUGGCCACAGCCAUGGGCACAGCUACAUGCAUCAGACAAGCAUGCAUUCACUGAGGUCAAUGCAGCUGAGGUCACAACACAGGAGCAUGACUGUGUACAGGGCCCUGUAUGACUACACGGCGCAGGAUUACGAUGAGGUGUCGUUCCGGGACGGUGACAUCAUUCAGAACGUGCAGCCCAUCGAUGACGGCUGGAUGUAUGGAACGGUGCAGAGAACGGGGAGCGCGGGCAUGCUGCCUGCUAACUAUGUAGAGGGCAUUCGCUAGCUGUCUCACUGAGCCUCAAAUCACAUGAACAGUUCUUUUUUUAACAGUGCAAAUUGUCCCUCGAAGUGUUUAUAAU